Messenger RNA from Molossus molossus (Pallas's mastiff bat), 1547 nucleotides. It is a transcript of the gene ANXA1, whose product is annotated as annexin A1. Gene Ontology annotation, molecular function: calcium-dependent phospholipid binding; phospholipase A2 inhibitor activity; calcium ion binding. The coding region runs from base 176 to 1216 and encodes 346 amino acids. Gene Ontology annotation, cellular component: plasma membrane; cytoplasm. The record is from RefSeq and is a predicted model, not a curated record. NCBI's taxonomy places the organism in Eukaryota, Metazoa, Chordata, Mammalia, Chiroptera, Molossidae. Gene Ontology annotation, biological process: insulin secretion; positive regulation of vesicle fusion; neutrophil clearance. The transcript is spliced from 13 exons.
CAUGCAUUUCAAACAAAAGGCAGCCAAUUACUAACUUCUGGUUGCUGGGUGUGGUCUCCUUUCAAAUUCUAUAAAAUCAGAAGCCCAAGGCUUCAUUCAGUUCUAGUGUGAAGCUUUCAGAGGAGAAUCUCUCAGUUCUUUGCAGGAAGGUGUAAACAAAGAAACUUCUUUAAAAAUGGCAAUGGUAUCAGAAUUCCUCAAGCAAGCCUGGUUUAUCGACAACGAAGAGCAGGAAUACGUUCAAACCGUGAAAGGAUACAAAGGUGGACCUGGGUCAGCAGUGAGCCCCUAUCCCACCUUCAAUCCAUCCUCGGAUGUUGCUGCCUUGCAUAAAGCAAUAACAGUUAAAGGUGUAGAUGAAGCAACCAUCAUUGACAUUCUAACUAAGAGAACCAAUGCACAGCGUCAACAGAUCAAAGCAGCAUAUCUCCAGGAAAAAGGAAAGCCCUUGGAUGAAGCUCUGAAGAAAGCCCUUACAGGUCACCUUGAAGAAGUUGUUUUGGCUCUAUUAAAAACUCCAGCCCAGUUCGAUGCUGAUGUACUCCGAGGAGCCAUGAAGGGCCUUGGUACUGAUGAAGACACUCUGAAUGAAAUUUUGGCAUCAAGAACUAACAGAGAAAUCAGAGAAAUUGACCGAGUCUAUAGAGAAGAAUUGAAGAGGGAUCUGGCUAAAGACAUCGUCUCAGACACCUCUGGAGAUUAUCGGAAGGCUUUGCUUUCUAUGCUUAAGGGUGAUCGGGCUGAGAAUCUUGGGAUAAAUGAGGAAAUGGCUGAUUCGGAUGCCAGGGCACUAUAUGAAGCAGGAGAAAAGAGAAAAGGGACAGAUGUGAACGUGUUCACUACCAUUCUUACCACCCGAAGCUAUCCCCAUCUUCGAAGAGUGUUUCAGAAGUAUACCAAGUACAGUCAGCAUGACAUGAACAAAGUUCUGGACCUGGAGAUGAAGGGUGACAUUGAGAAGUGCUUCACAGUUAUUGUGAAGUGUGCCACAAGCAAACCAAUGUUCUUUGCUGAGAAGCUUCAUCAGGCCAUGGCGGGUGUCGGAACACGUGAUAAAACACUGAUCAGGAUUAUGGUUUCCCGUUCUGAAAUCGACAUGAAUGAUAUCAAAGCAUGUUACCAGAAGCUGUAUGGUGUCUCUCUCUGCCAAGCCAUCAUGGAUGAAACCAAAGGAGAUUAUGAGAAAAUCCUAGUGGCCCUCUGUGGAGGACAAUAAACAUUCCUUUGAUGAUCUCAAGCUUUUUAAUGAGAAGAUUUUUAAAAUCAUGUCUUUUUAUGCCAUAUUGUAGAUUUAAAUAGGAAAGUUUCUUCAGCAGGAUUUAUCUAGCUAACUGCUUUCUGAAAACUAUAGCUAAUAUAGCUUGUUUUUAUAUCACAACUCUGUUUAAUAGAGAUAAAUUAAAAAAAAAAUUUACCACGAACUCUAAUACUUCAUAAACAGGUUGUUCUGGUAAUUACCUAAGAAAGAUGUUUAUGUAAUAGAAAAUAAAGUGAUUUUACAGGAUUAUUGAUGUGUUACUGGUUCUUCUGUUCUGAUUUUCUUCUGU